Messenger RNA from Durio zibethinus, 2696 nucleotides. NCBI's taxonomy places the organism in Eukaryota, Viridiplantae, Streptophyta, Magnoliopsida, Malvales, Malvaceae. The record is from RefSeq and is a predicted model, not a curated record.
CCCUAGAGCAUAAAAUCGAUUCAACGUUAAACCCUAGGGAUAUCAAUUCUCCGAAUAUUCCUAACCCUAAUGAAGACGGUGACGGGUAAAAUCCUGUCUUCAACUGCAAUUUCCGUCUCCAGCGCAGCCAAAAUCAUCUCCAACUUUGCGGCUACAGAUAACGGCGCGUCGCAAGCGGUCAGCGCAUACCUUCGACGCUCCUCCGCCUCAUUCAGCGAGCUCAAACAGUUGCAUAGAGAGCUCCGAAAGCCGUCGAAAUCGGAUCGCAAGCACAAGAAGUCCAAGUCCGAGACCACUGUAGAAGGUGCCGGUGAAUCGAGUCUGGAACCGAGUGUAGUCAACUGGACUCGUGGAGCUGCGGAGCUGAGUCAAGAGGCGAGUCACGGGUAUGGGCAUAGAGAGAGAAAGAAGCUUAAGAACAAAAACAAGAAAGAGAAGGGUGAGGUGAUUAAUUUUGGGGAUGAGGGCAAAAUAGUGACUGAAGAUGGAGAGAGCAAGAGGAAGAAGGAGAAGAAUGAGGGCAACUUUGGGAAAGAUGAGGGCAAAAUGUUAAUUGAGCAGAGUGAGAGAAAGAAGCAUAAGAAUAAGGAGAAAGGUGGAGAAAAGAUUGAAAAAUUACAGGAAAAUGGGGUGAAUAUUGAGAAGGGUGAAAUGAGAAAUCAAGAAGAAAGGGAAGGGGAGAAGAAUAAGAAGAAGAAAAGGAAGAGUAGAGAGAUUGAGGAUGGAAUUGAAAAUAACUCUUCUUCAGAGCUACGGAAGAAGAAGAAGAAGAAGAUUGAAAAUGAAGUUGAUAAGUGAUUGAUUUGGGGUAUUUUAGCAAUUCUGCUUGUUGUUUUGGAUGGCAGAUUGAAGGAGGCACUCCUUAGCUCCACAGUUAAAAUGCCUAAUCAUUUUUGGGUACUCUUUCCAUUGUAAUGUUGAGGAAAUAUGUUUGUUUCUAAUUUAUAAUGAAUGAAAUCUAUUGAUGGUUAAUCUUGGCAUUUCCGGUUCUAGGUUUUUUGGCCUUUGGUUGUAGUUGUCUUUCGAAUUUCUAUCAGGUGAAAGAUGCAUUUGGCAUAUGCACGAUUAUUAACAAAGUAGGAACCGGCUUUGAUGCAUGCUUUAUAGAAGGUAUAUUAUGCACUCAUGGUCUUAGUUGAAAAUACAAUUGAUAAAGAUGCUGUUUUAGGAUGAUCAGUUUCAAUGCUUGCAAAUUGCAAUUAGGAAAUGGCUUUUUUAUGGUUUUUGGGCAUGUUAAUGGAGUUCCAAAUCCUCGUAGCUGUGGUAGUCUAGAAGUUCAGAAUAAAAAUCUAUUUCACCAAGUAUACUGCUGCUUGAGUUAUGGUACUGGUUUGAUGAUUCACUCUGCAAUUUCAAACUCACAUUAUGCAUAACACAGGUGAAUGACAUGAAAUCUCUUUUAGCUUUUCCUUUUAUCUUCUGAUCUAGCUGGUUUGACUAAUAUUCUAGACUUUCUUUCUACUCUUGCUUAUUUCAUUUUGAGGUGUAACCAAUGUAGUAGAUGGCCAUACUUUUGGCAGCCUUAUAUAUUUCAUUUCAAGGUCUGGUAGCAUAUCCUGAAAAUUGGACACUAAUUGAUUACUAUGGCAACAAUCUCAAAUAUAUUAGAAAUUGGGAUAAUGAAUUAUUAGGAAUAGUGGUUAGUAGUUUCUCCAUGUCAUUUGGUAUAGAUUCUUAGGUAUAUUGAGUGAUUUGCAAAGGCUUCAAGGAGUUUAGGCGAAGGAAAAUACUGAAAAUCAUUUGUUUCAGAACAGAAACAAAUCGUUUGUUUUGGAUAUAUAAAACUUUUUUACUUAUCCAAAAAAAAAAAAAAGAAAAAUCAUUUUUUUUCUGCGAUGUGUUUCUUCUCCUAAACCAUUUUGAGAACCCAAGCUGCUUAAAACUUGCCUUAGAUCGAAUUUUGUAUUUGUUGGGUGUGGCAAAAACAAAACAUGUAUGUUGCCUUGAAUUUGGAGUCACUAAUAUAUGUUUAUGGUUGUUUUAAGUUAUCUGCAAUCCUUGGGGCUUCAAACUGUGACAAAACUUAUGCCGCUGUUGGAUAUCCCUUCUUCUGGCUUGAUAAGAUCUGCCUAUCUGAUGACUUGCAGAUUCUUGUGAAAAAGUACAUUUGCUAAAGCUGAAAUAGCAGCGGCAUGCAAAAGCUUAUAACAAGCAUAUUUUGCAAGUGAAUUUCAAUCACUCUUAGCUGGAAAAGCAAGCAACACCACAACAACAAACUCUGUUUACUUGACAAAUGCUUGAAGAAUAACGCACCAAAAGUAAUUUAUAGGUCAGGGACUGCUGAAAGCCACGGUGAUUGUUUAAAUGUUGGUACCUGAAGUAUGUAGUGUCUGUUACAUCACAGUCAUACUGCUGUUCUUGAUGAUAAAUGUUGGUAUUCUUCGGAGCUGUAAUGGUGCUCUCUUGUCUAGUUGUGCGGUAUCAAGAAAUAUUUUAUGGGGAAUAUUUUAUGUCAACUUUUGGUUCUUGAGACUUAGAUUGGCUUGUAUACCACUUCCAUACUGAUUGAUUUAUCUAGGAAGCAAAUAAUUGCUCAGUUUAAUUUAGAAGAAGUCCAGUGGUUCGAUAUAUUGCUUUGGGUUCUGUUGGCUCUCUCAAAAAGCUUUCUCAGGGAUGUUGGUGGUGAGAAGGGCAACAAAACUAUGUGUGAGAUCAUUUUCAUUUGGCCAACAAGGUUUGUGAGCUCUUCUCAUAGU